AUGGCCCCGAUUGAUGAAGCGCUUGAGUUUCUGAAGCUGUGUGACACUGUUAACUAUGCCAAGACUGCGCCUUUCAUCACGUGGAUUCCGCCUACGCUGCCGAUGAUCAAAAGUUUUGCCCAGGAUAUCGCCAAAAUUGAGGUCGGAAAGGACUGGCCGUAUAGCUUCGUCCGACGUAACAGCGAUGAGCUCGGUUGCACUUGGUUCGACGGUUUUGAUAUCGCAAGAAAGAGAGCAGACAAUGCUUCUAGAUACAGAGCCUACUAUGAGCUUAUUGGCGAGAAAAUCGAGAAAUACGACAUCCUGCCUUGCAACACGUAUAAUGUGGACGAAAAGGGCUUUCUCCUCGGCGUCAUCAAUCGUACCAAGAGAGAUGGCAACAGAUCAUGGAUCACGUUCCUGGCAUGUGUCUGUCAAGACCUGACCGCGCUACCCCCGUUUCUCAUCUACCAAGGCAAGCCAGGGCAAGUUCAGGACUCCUGGCUCACGGAGUUUGAUCCGGAGCACCAAGCGGCGUUUUUCACAACCUCAGAAACGGGUUGGACGAACCAUGAACUUGGAAAGGAAUGGCUCAUUGGUGUUUUCGACCGGUUCACGAAAGAAAAGGCGCGAAACGGCCGGGAUUACCGCCUCCUGAUUACCGACGGACACUCUAGUCAUGUCAAUAUGGACUUCCUGGAGUGGUGUGACCAGCAUCGGAUAAUCGUUGCCGUGUUUCCGCCGCAUUCCACGCACAGGCUGCAGCCCCUUGAUGUGUCCCUUUGGCCCUCUUCGACCGCAUACACCAACCAGCUCAUCCAGUGGACUGCAAAGACACAGGGACUCAUCGGGCUAUCGAAACGCGAGUUCUGGUCGUUAUUUUGGAACGCAUUCGGGUCAUCUUUCUCGGCGGAGAACAUCGCAAGUGGUUGGAAACGGACCGGACUCCUCCCAUUUGACCCUGAAGUCGUUUUGUCGCAGAUCGCGGAGAAAACAGAAGAUGAGUCUGAGUCUGGCGACAGCUCCGUUGACUCGCUCGCCCUGCAGCAGCCCACUGCUCGGGAUUUGCGCCGACUUGUCGACAAGGUAGUCGAUGGAUCCUCAAAAAACGCUAGCCGAGACAGUCGGAAGCUCAAAGUACUCUCGAAAGUCUCCAAUCUCAGAACGAAUUGCUUCGAUAUGAGAAUCAGGGACUUCGGAGACUAUCUUUCACGAAAAGCAGCGCAGAAUGCGCGGUAA
Messenger RNA from Hirsutella rhossiliensis, 1218 nucleotides. Its product is annotated as DDE superfamily endonuclease domain-containing protein. The transcript has 4 exons. Gene Ontology annotation, cellular component: nucleus. Gene Ontology annotation, molecular function: DNA binding. Lineage: Eukaryota; Fungi; Ascomycota; Sordariomycetes; Hypocreales; Ophiocordycipitaceae. The record is from RefSeq and is a predicted model, not a curated record. The coding region runs from base 1 to 1218 and encodes 405 amino acids.